CCAGUUAGUGAUCUAACGGCAAAGGUUCCGAUGCGACUCUUCGUAGUGUUUAGUGUUUGUGUGGCGAUGGCCUCCGCCGGCGGUUAUGGAGGUGGUGGAGGCGGUUAUGGAGGUGGAGGAGGAGGUGGUGGAGCAGGAGGACACGCAUCGUCCUCCGCUUCUGCAUCCGGCGGAGCAAUUGGAGGAUCAGGAGGCCAUGGAUCUGGAGGCCUUGGAGGUGGCGCCGGCGGUUUUGGCGGCGGCCUUGAUAGCGGCUUCGGUGGAGAUGGUGCCGGUGCUUCAUCGAGUGCAGGAGCCUCUGGUGGUGGACUUGGAGGAGGUCUAGGCGGAGGAUCGAUAGGAGGUCCCUUUGGAGGCGGUGGCCACUCAGGUGGAGGAGGCGGACACUCCGGUGGAGGAGUUAUUUCCGGAGGAGGAGGCGGACACUCCGGUGGAGGAGGACUAGUUGGAGGAGGAAGCAUUGGAGGAGGUCCCUUCGGUGGAGGUUCCAUUGGAGGAGGACAUUCCCCUGGAGGCGGAAUCGGUGGAGGUCCAGGAGGCGGCUUUGGAGGCGGUGGAAGCUCAGCAUCGUCAUCUGCCGGGGCUAUCGGAGGUGGUCAUGGAUCCGGUAAGCCCGGAGGUGGCUACUCUGGAGGAGGUGGAAUCGGCGGUGGUGGAUUUGGACCGGGAGGUGGACACUCCGGAGGAAAUGGAAUCGGUGGUGGAUUCGGACCAGGAGGUGGCAUCGGAGGCGGAUUCGGACCUGGUGGUGGAAUCGGCGGUGGACACGGAGGACCUGGUGGAGGUGGACACUUUGGUGGCGGCUUAAGCGGAGGUGGUAAACAUAAAGGCCACGGAGGCGGCGGCUUUGGAGGCGGUCCUGGCGGGGGCUUUGGAGGAGGUCAUGGAGGAGGUGGCGGCUUUGGAGGAGGCGGCUAUGGAGGCAGUCUUGGAGGCGGAGGCGGCUAUGGAGGCGGUCCUGGAGGCGGUGGCGGCUAUGGAGGUGGUCCUGGUGGCGGAGGCGGCGGUUAUGGAGGUGGCGCCCACUCGAGUGCAUCUGCAACGGCCAGUGCGUCCGCGGGUUCCGGAGGUGGAUACCAUGGCUAGACUUGUUACCGAUACUCAACCAUUCCUCAAUAGAUUCAAAGUAUUACAAACGAAUUCAAUAAACAAGUUCUGAAAAAACUAAACUGUGAAA
Messenger RNA from Drosophila bipectinata, 1177 nucleotides. RefSeq lists its product as uncharacterized. NCBI's taxonomy places the organism in Eukaryota, Metazoa, Arthropoda, Insecta, Diptera, Drosophilidae. The record is from RefSeq and is a predicted model, not a curated record.